This is a messenger RNA of Trichoderma aggressivum f. europaeum, 2562 nucleotides long. Its product is annotated as CAZyme family GH2. The coding region runs from base 1 to 2562 and encodes 853 amino acids. The transcript has a single exon. Gene Ontology annotation, molecular function: beta-mannosidase activity. The record is from RefSeq and is a predicted model, not a curated record. NCBI's taxonomy places the organism in Eukaryota, Fungi, Ascomycota, Sordariomycetes, Hypocreales, Hypocreaceae. Gene Ontology annotation, biological process: glycoprotein catabolic process; carbohydrate metabolic process.
AUGGCGCCUCGAACCACCAUCCCCAUCAACGAGGGUUGGCAGUUUGGACGAACAGAUGUAGAGGAAGCUUCGUUUCUGCCCGUUUCCCAAUUUCCUACAAAUGUCCAUCUCGACCUCUUGCAUCACAAAUUCAUUCCCGAUCCGUUCAUUGGAAAAAAUGAACUGGAUGUGCAAUGGGUGGGAGAGGUGAGGGCCUGGCAGUAUCGCACCUCGUUCAAGACUCCCAAGAUAGGCAGCAGUGAAAAAGCCAUCCUCGCCUUUGAUGGAUUGGAUACCUUUGCUGAGGUGCUCCUCAACGACAAGAAGAUUCUCGAAACUGACAACAUGUUUAUCCCUGAGCGGGUGGAUGUCACUGCGCUUCUCAACGAGACGGACAACCAGCUCGUCAUCACCUUUGAUAGUGCGUAUUUGAGAGGAUGGGAGAGAGUUGAAAAGAUUCCUAGUCACAAAUGGGGUACCUGGAAUGGAGAUUACUCCAGGCUGGGAGUUCGGAAAGCGCAGUAUCACUGGGGCUGGGAUUGGGGUCCAACGCUGUUGACGUGCGGCCCAUGGAAGCCCAUCAACCUCGAGAUAUACGAAUCCCGUGUUGCUGAUUUAUAUGCAACCGUCACUGUGGAUGAUUCUCUCGUCAGCGCCAAGGUUGUCCUCCACGCAGCAACUGAGGGAAAGGCAUCCAAGGUGCGGUUUGACUUUUCACACAACGACACCGUUCUGAGCGAGACUGUGAAUGUCACAAAAGAAGGGGCUGCUGAGGCUACCUUCAACAUUAGCAACCCAGAGCUGUGGUAUCCCGUCAGAUAUGGAAAGCAGCCGCUGUACAAGGCCACGGCGACGCUGCUGGAUGGUGAUGGUGAGGUGGACGUUGCAUCGAAGAGAAUAGGCCUUCGAAAGGUGGAACUGGUCCAGAAGCCACUCAAAGAUCAGCCGGGAACAUCCUUCUUUUUCAAAGUGAACAACACUCCGAUAUUCUGCGGAGGCAGCUGCUGGAUUCCGGCUGACAACUUCACUCCACGAAUCACCAAAGAAAAAUACCAGAACUGGAUCAAGCUCAUGGUCGAGGGCAACCAAUCCAUGAUCCGUAUCUGGGGCGGUGGCAUUUACGAAGAUGAGGAUCUGCUUGAUGCUUGUGACGAACAAGGUAUCCUGGUCUGGGUCGACUUUCUGUUUGCCUGCGGAAACUAUCCCUGCAACCCAGAGAUGUUGCAAUCUAUCGAAAGGGAAGCUAGAGAGAAUGUCAAGAUCAUGCGACACCACCCUAGUAUUGUCAUUUACGCUGGCAAUAACGAAGAUUACCAGUUUCAGGAGAGUGAGGGACUCACUUACAAGUUCGAAGACAAGGAUCCUCAAAGCUGGCUCAAGUCAGAUUUCCCGGCCCGCUACAUCUACGAGCAUGUUCUCUCGGAGGUGUGCAAGGACUUGGUACCAGAGACGUUCUAUCACUAUGGAAGCCCUUGGGGCGGCAAGACAUCUUCGGAUCCUACUGUAGGAGACAUUCAUCAAUGGAACGUGUGGCAUGGCACCCAAGCAAGAUAUCAAGAUUUCGACAAGCUGGGGGGAAGGUUUGUCUCUGAGUUUGGCAUGGAGGCUUUCCCAUCUAUCCGAACCAUUGAUGCCCUCUUGCCCAAGGGUAAAGACGACCCCGAUCGACACCCACAGUCGGACAUUGUGGAUUUCCACAACAAGGCAGAUGGCCAUGAGCGCCGUAUUGCCCUUUACCUCGCAGAGAACAUUACGUUUACGACAAGCCCACUGGAGCAGUAUGUCUACUCUACCCAGUUGGUUCAAGCAGAGUGCUUGUCAUCAGCAUUCCGGCUCUGGCGUCGUGAGUGGAAAGGCCUAGGGCGCGAGUACACCAGCGGAGCUCUCUUGUGGCAGCUCAACGACUGCUGGCCCGUAACUUCUUGGGCCAUCGUUGAUUACUAUCUGCGACCGAAGCUCGCCUACUACACCGUGAAGAGAGAGCUAAAUCCUUUCACGGUGGGAAUUAAGCGAGUUGAGCACCGCCAUCCCAAGAACAAGUACACAAGAGUCGAAAUUGACGUCAAUACUAAGCUUGAGAUUUGGGCUUCCAACUUUACGCUCGAUGAGAUCAAGAUUGACUGCGUUGUCAAGGCAUGGGAUGCGGAGACGGCCGAGCAAGUCUACAGCGAGACGAUUGCAUCGUCAAAACAGCUGCCCGGAAACCAAGCAACUGAGUUGACGAUCAUAGAAGUUCCAGUCAAGACUCCCAAUGCCGGCCUUGAGGGUCGCACUGUUGUUGCGGCAUAUGUGUACCAGGAUGGCAAAUUGCUCGCUCGAUAUGUCGACUGGCCGCAGCCACUGAAGCAUGUGCGCUUACAACAGCCUGAGAACUUGCAGGCGAAGCUCUCCGAAGACGGCAGUUUAGUCACACUGAGCUCAGACAAGCCAGUCAAGGGUGUUGCUCUGGAGAGCGAUGAUGAAGCGGUCAAGUUUGACGAUAACCUGAUUGACCUCGUUCCAGGGGAGGAGGUUACGGUGCGUGUGACGGGCGCUUCCAAGAGCACGGUGAUUUCUACAAGGUAUCUAGGAAUGCACAACUAG